Molecule: messenger RNA, 1401 nt
Organism: Dermacentor silvarum
Lineage: Eukaryota; Metazoa; Arthropoda; Arachnida; Ixodida; Ixodidae
Product: spidroin-2
Exons: 4
Coding region: 301-1122 (273 amino acids)
Source: RefSeq, a predicted model, not a curated record
CUGAUCUGGACCGCGACACCGGAAAUAGCGCGUUCGGCCGUGCCGGCCGAAUGUCGGACGCGCCGGUUAGAAAAAGUGAGUCGCUUCCCUUUUACGUGAGACCGGUGCGCGAGCUGCAGCAGAAAUCGAAACCCAAUGUCGGUAUCGUCCUCCGGAUCGCUGUGCUUCUCACGGGCCGGCUUCCGGUGCCUAUAAGAUGCGCCAUGGCGACUGAGGCACAGCCCACUUGAGCACUCGCUAAAGAGGACGACGGUUACGCUCUGCUGGUCGACUGCUGACUGGGACACACACGAAAUCAACAUGAACGCCUGGGUCCUCCUCAUCGCCGCCUGCUGCGUGAUAAGCGGCGCACACGGCCAGUACGGUCCCGUGCGGGGUCACUAUGGUCCGGCGCUGGCGUUUGCGCCCGCGGCUGGAUUCGCCGGUGCCGGAGGCCCGUACGCCGCAGGCCCGUACGCCGCAAACCCGUACGCCGCCAGCGCAGCAGCAGCCGCGCUGGGCGCGGGCGCCGGAGCCACGCAGCUGACGCUGGCCCCGCCAGCAGCGGUGUUCGGACACGCCCACCACCAGCAGGCCUUGGCGCCCGGCUUUCCAGCGGGCGCUGGUUACGGUCUUCUGGGCGCUGCAUACGGCGCCCAGGGGCCAUCUUCGGUGAUCGUGAGCCCCGUGUUGCACCAGGACGGCGUGGCGGGUCUCAUGCCCGCCGGCGCGCCCAACUUCGCCGCCCGGUCCACCGUGACCCACUACGGCGGCGGCGGCAGUUCGCAGAUCACCCGGUACCAACCCACCAGCUACACGCUGGGCGGCGCGUCUGCCGGCGCUACUGGGUCCAGGACCCAGUACCAGUCGGCACAGCUGACGGCCGCGCCCGGUUCCACGAGCGCUCUGUACCGCGAGCCUAAACAGCUGCCUUCUCUGAGCUCUCUGCACCAAGUGCAGUCGGCCGCCGCUCCGGCUGGUGCUACAGUCACGGUGCAGGAGGUCGGGCAGUCGCAACUGGGUGCCUUCGGCGGCUACGGUGGUGGAGCGGCGGGUCUCUUCUCCGGAUACGGCGGAGCCUCGGCUGCGGCUGCGCCCAGGACGGCCAGCUACGGCUACGGAGCCGGCCUAAGGGCUUACUAGUGAUGCAAGCCGCCAUUGCCAAAGAGACGUGAAGAGGACUGUUUACGGCAGUUAUUUAUUGACCACGGACAGAUGCACUGACCAGCACCACCUCAGAUCGACAUUUGGACGAAUUUGAGUGUGAAAACCGGCGCUCUGCUGCUGCUGUUGCUGUUGCUGCAGCUGCUGCGUAACCGUGAUACUGUGAAAAGAAAAAAAAACACGCAUUAAACCUGACAUUCUCAUGACAUUCCAAUCUUACUUUCAAUUCUUAAAGUUAUAGGUUGCAAGGAGAGAACG